This is a messenger RNA of Carcharodon carcharias (great white shark), 2196 nucleotides long. RefSeq names its product kunitz-type protease inhibitor 2-like. Bases 220 to 1305 code for a protein of 361 amino acids. The transcript has 7 exons. NCBI's taxonomy places the organism in Eukaryota, Metazoa, Chordata, Chondrichthyes, Lamniformes, Lamnidae. The record is from RefSeq and is a predicted model, not a curated record. Gene Ontology annotation, molecular function: serine-type endopeptidase inhibitor activity.
UGAAUUUAGAGAGAGAGAGAGACAGAGAGAAAAAAGUUCUUCCUCAAAUUGGGUUUGGUCGAAGGAGUUUACAGGGGAGGGGGUGGUGGGGGUGCUGGGUUAAAGUUAUUGCCUGCGUCUCCUUCAACUGCUGUCAGAUCGAUUGGUCUCCCUAGAGUGUUGGUCAGUUUCUCCCUAGAGUGUUGGUCACUUUCUCCCUCCCAGGUGUGUUGUGUUGAAAUGGCGCAGCGCAGCUCCCAUCGCCGCUUCUGGCCCUUGUUGACUUGGAUGUUGCUCGGUGCAGCCGUCUCGCAGCCUCUGGAAAGCUGCCUCGGUUCCUACAGCGUCUCCCAGGGCAUCUCCCUGCACCGCAAGAGCUUUGAGGACGGCGCCGAGAUCCUGGCGACGACCCUGGUCAACGGCUCGCAGGAUUGUCGGGCCGUCUGCUGCUCGACCCCCGGCUGCAACCUGGCGCUGCUGGAGCAGGAAGGCGCUCCGGGGGGCUCCAGCUCCACCUGCUCCCUCGUCAACUGCCUCUCCAGCCGGGGGCCGGUCUGUACCUUCGAGCGCCGGCCGGGAUACGAGACCAGCAGCCGCUCCGACCCCGAUCACGGAGGCGACCCUCCCAUCGUCGUCCCCACAGUGCAAGAUGGUUACGCCAGCCUGACUGAACACCCGGAAUCUGGUUCUCAGGACAAUGAACAAUGUAACGCACCCAAGAAAGUCGGCGACUGCAAAGCUGCGAUCCCUCGCUGGUAUUUCGACACACAGACACAAACCUGCCAACUGUUCAUUUAUGGAGGCUGCCGUGGCAACAAGAACAACUACAAGAGUAAAGAGAAAUGUCUGGCUACCUGUGCUGGACAGAAGAAGUUUGUCCCAGAGCCACUGAAACUCCAACUCCAGGCUGACGAUGAAGAUUACUGCUACGCUCUGGCUGUGACUGGUCACUGCCGUGCUUCUUUCCCACGCUGGUAUUACAAUCCCCAAAGCCAGACCUGUGGCCGGUUCACCUACGGAGGGUGUGGUGGGAACAAGAACAAUUACGAGAGUGAAGCUGAGUGCUUGGCCAGGUGUUUGGGUAAGACAGAUGAUUGGAAGAUGGUUGAUGGUGGGCACUUUGAUGAACAACUCCAUCCUGUUUCUGGUCACCAUGUUUCUGCAAUCUUGUUGGUGGUCCUACUGUCGAUCUGCAUCCUCAUCCUGCUGGGGGGAGUCAUCUACUUCAUAGUCAGACUCUCAAAGACGGAGCAAACUAUCUCCUAUCAGCGUGCUCCACGUGGGGAAGACAAGGAGACUCUUAUCAACACGGUUCAGAACCUUUAAAUUGAACUUCACUCUUUAAAAAACCAAAUCUGCAGCGUGUGUGGCAAAAAACCCACAUGUAUCUUGUCUUCAGCAUUUCACAACAGAGAACUUUUCUCUAAUUGAUUCAUAAACCCUUCCCUGUUUCCAUUCUAAUCUUUCUAGUUUAAUCUGUUUUGAUGAAGGGUACACUUUGCAAGGAACUAACUGGCUGCUUUGUCAAUAAUUAGCUGGCCUGUGGAAGAAAACUGGAACUCUCUCGCUGUCCCUGCAGGUAUAGAGAGAGAGAGAGAGAGAGAGAGACACACUAUAACUUGCGCCCUCUCAGACUGGGGUUCGUGUGAUAUUGCACCUGACUGAGGAGCUAAUUGGGUUUGAAUUUACAUUUCUUUGGAGGGAUCUGGUGUGCCCCUCCCAAUCCUUUUUAGGCUUGUGAGAUAAAGAGACCAGGCCCUUCAACUCAGUGGAAUCCCUGGAGGCUUUAUUGUUUCUUUUAAAAUGUUGACACUAAUAUAUACAUUACAUUACACAAGGUGCAAGGAGACCAAGCUAAUAUUAAACUAUUGAUAGGGCUGCACUAUCUCUGGGAGUGUUUGGAAGAAUAUUAACAAUUAGAUACUUGUUGCCUUUACUCGUUAUUCAUAGAACUCAUUAAUUAUAGAAUUGGUUUACUGAAGAAUGCUUUUGCAUUGGUUUCAUUUAAAUUGCCAUAAUUAACUCUCAUCGCAGCAGAAUAAUACCUCGAUUCUCGGACCAAAUCUUCUACAGUGUAUGAGGAACUGAGGCACUGUCCAACGUAGCCUCUAAUCCAUAGAUAAAAACAAAAAACUGCGGAUGCUGGAAAUCCAAAACAAAAACAGAAUUACCUGGAAAAACUCAGCAGGUCUGGCAGCAUCGGCGGAGAAGAAAAGA